This is a messenger RNA of Ruditapes philippinarum (Manila clam), 2445 nucleotides long. RefSeq names its product cytochrome P450 2C42-like. The record is from RefSeq and is a predicted model, not a curated record. Lineage: Eukaryota; Metazoa; Mollusca; Bivalvia; Venerida; Veneridae. Gene Ontology annotation, cellular component: intracellular membrane-bounded organelle; cytoplasm. The transcript has 6 exons. Bases 56 to 1576 code for a protein of 506 amino acids. Gene Ontology annotation, molecular function: oxidoreductase activity, acting on paired donors, with incorporation or reduction of molecular oxygen, reduced flavin or flavoprotein as one donor, and incorporation of one atom of oxygen; iron ion binding; heme binding. Gene Ontology annotation, biological process: xenobiotic metabolic process.
CAUUUUAUCGCAGUAUAUUAUGCAUAGAUAACUAGAGUUUUAACCGUGUAUCAAAAUGGAUGCAUUAGUAUAUGUAGGUCUUACAUUACUUAUUCUUGUUUAUUUGUUUAAAACUAAGAAACCGAAAGGAAAACCCAUUCCUGGACCAUCGGGAUGGCCUUUAGUUGGUAGUGCUUUCGAAAUAACCGAACAAAAUAUGCCGCAAAAAUGUUUCGAAUAUGCAAAAGAGUUUGGACCUAUUGUUCAGUUAAAACUAUUUAAUACCAACGUAGUUUUACUUAAUUCUGUUGACAUGCUUCAAAAGGCGAUGAAUGGGGACACUUACAAGCAAUUCUUCAACGACAGACCUGGUUUCUUUUACGGUGAACAUUUCCUCUUUGGAAGCCAAGGAGUGAUUGUCUAUAAAGAGGGGUUUGGAGGUGUACAUAGUGAACUCCGGAAGACACUCACCAGGGGUUUACACGUUUAUGGAGAUGGAAUAAAACAUUUUGAGGAUAUGGUAGCAAAAGAACUUCAAAAUCUCAUGAAAAAAAUUGAAGAUAUGGACAACGAAGAAUUCGAUUUCAUGGACACAAUUAAACCCUCACUUUCAAAUUUGUUAUCAAUUUUGCUUAUUGGAGAAUCCCUGGAAGAAUCCGAUGCUGAUAUUGGCCUGUUUUGGGAAUUCGACAAAUCUUUGGUAUUUAUGUACAGUCCAAAGGCGGAUGCAGUAUAUUCAACAUUUCCAUUUGUGCGGUAUCUCCCAGGGAUAUACAAGGAGCAGUAUAAUAAAAUAGUAGUCACCAGACGUAGAAUUAUUGAGAGAUAUUACACCAAAGUCAAGGACACACACGAACCAGGAAACACGUGCGGUCUUAUUCAUUUCCUUCUAGAAGAAAGAAAUAAAGAGCUUAACAAUGGAAGCGAUAAGAUUGUUCUUACUGAAGAAAGGAUUAUAUCUAUCGUGCUAGAAAUGGUUGCUGCAGCUGUCGUGACAACAAUGUGCUCACUGAGUAGCACUAUCUUGUGUUUGAUGAGUCACCCGGAAGUCCAGCAGAAACUUCAGAAAGAGAUUGAUGACGUCAUAGGAAGAGAUCGUCGUCCAACCUUAGAUGACAGAGCAAAAUGCAAAUACAUAGAUGCGGUGGCCAUGGAAGUUCAGCGAUUAAUAACGAUUAUACCGUUAAGUGGACCUCAUAUAUGUAAACCUAACAUACAGUUUGAGGGGUACGACAUUCCAGCAAACUCGAUGGUUUUACCAAAUCUGAACUUUAUACAUCAUGACGAGAAGAUUUGGGGACCAGACGCUUGGAAAUUUAAACCCGAGCGUUUUCUAGAUGUGAAUGGAGACAUUGUUGACAGAGGUCAUCCAUACAGACGAAAUUGGGUCCCGUUUAGUAUUGGAAGACGACAGUGUUUAGGGGAUACGUUUUCUCGAUCAAGAAUGUUUUUAUUUACCGCAACAUUAUUCCAGCGUUGGAAUUUCGUACCAUCUACUGGGAGAUUUGGAUCAUGUGAUACAAGAUCAGAGGAUUUUGAGGUUAAUUUGGCAACACGACCGAAAGAAUUUUAUUGUAAGGUUCAGAGAAGGAACUAAUUAAGAUAUUAAUACAAUGGGAUUUAACAAAUUUAUUACUUGAUAGAUUAUGUAUUUUUGAAACUCUUUAAUAGCUAAAUUACAUAGAAAUUAUACUGAUUAUAAAUUUUAAAUAUAAAGAAAUUGUCACUUAGAUAAUAUGAACUGGAUAAUAGGGAUCCGCAUAUUGUAAGCAAAGUCGUUAAAUAUAUCCCUAAAUUUAGUCGGAAGUGUCGAGCUAAAAUGAGAACAUGUACAUGUAUAUCUUACUUUAUUUUACAAAAUUGUACAUGUAUUUUCAUUUAUUCGAUUGAAAAAUAAAUGAUUUCGAAUACUUCAUUUGAUUAAAAGAGUUUUGAAAAGUCUGAGAAAACUAAAGAAUUAUUUCACGUUACGAAUAUGGAAUCGAAUUAGGAGUAAGCACACAAACAACAUAUUUAAUAAUGUAUUUAUAUUAUAUCAAAGGAAAAUGAAAGCAUCUAUUUAAUUCUAUAUCAAAAGCUGAAUUUGAACUAUUGUACAUUUUAAUUUUAAUAUGUAUAAAUGGUUAAAUAAAUAUUAGCAAUGUCACUUUAUAACAUAAAAACACACGAAAAACAUGAUUUGUUUUGUCUCCUUUUAUUCAGUUUAAAUAUAUUGAUUCUUGAAAAGUUUGGAGCUUACUUAAACCACUGUUACCUAGAACUAACAAGUACUAGUGAUGUCAUAUGAGGGUACAUGGUUGUGGCCCUUGAAGGACUCAAACCUAUGAUAACUAACUGGAGUGGAGACACCAUAACUACUAGUAUUCGGCCACCGCUUUCCUUUCAUUUAAUCUAGUAUGCGCAGUAUUCUUUUGUAUUAUAAAUAUUCUUUUUAAUAAGGAAAACUAAAGCAACAUUUUCAUAAGC